CUGGAAAUCUGAAGCAGGAAGUGAGAUUGACUAGAAUUUGCUCUUUGGUUGGACUGCCGUAAAAACCGGAUGUGAGGUGGCUCGCAGGGAGCAAGCCAAAGAUAAACACGUAGACGAACACGGCCCAGGAUUUUCUCUAUAACUUGGAGGCGUUCAUGAUGGGCUUGAAAUGGACUAGCUGGUAACAACAAACAUUUUCCACUAGUUUAGGGGUUGCUGGUUUAUCCACCAAGGCCAAGUCUUCCUCGGGCGUCGUAUCGAACCUAAAGUCCAAAAUGGUACGAGCCGUCUUAGUAACUGCCACCAGUCUGGCGUUGACUGGAGCUGUAGUGGCUCACGCUUAUUUACUCAAACACCAGUUUUACCCGACUGUGGUCUACCUCACGAAGAGCAGCCCCAGCAUGGCGGUGUUAUACAUUCAGGCGUUUGUUCUGGUGUUUCUGCUUGGAAAAUUCAUGAGGAAAGUCUUUUUUGGACAGCUGAGAGCUGCAGAGAUGGAGCAUCUCAUCGAGCGCUCAUGGUAUGCAGUGACAGAGACGUGCCUGGCUUUCACUGUAUUCAGAGAUGACUUCUCACCACGUUUUGUUGCCCUCUUCACCCUCCUGCUCUUCCUGAAGUGCUUCCACUGGCUGGCUGAGGAUCGAGUGGAUUUUAUGGAACGGAGUCCAAACAUAUCUUGGCUUUUUCACCUGAGAGUAUUAUCUCUCAUGGGACUGCUGGGUGUCAUGGACUUCUUGUUCGUCAAUCAUGCCUGCCACAGCAUCAUCACUCGUGGAGCGUCAGUUCAGCUCGUCUUUGGCUUCGAGUAUGCCAUCCUGCUGACCAUGGUGCUCACAACCUUCAUCAAGUACAUUCUGCACACGGUUGACCUGCAGAGCGAGAACCCAUGGGACAACAAGGCCGUCUACAUGCUCUACACGGAGCUCUUCACAGGCUUCAUCAAAGUGCUGCUCUACGUUGCUUUCAUGACCAUCAUGAUAAAGGUGCACACCUUCCCCCUGUUUGCCAUCCGGCCCAUGUAUUUGGCCAUGAGGCAGUUUAAGAAAGCUGUAACUGAUGCAAUCAUGUCCAGAAGAGCCAUCCGGAACAUGAACACACUAUAUCCUGAUGCGACCCCUGAAGAUCUGCAGGCCUCCGACAACGUUUGCAUCAUCUGCCGAGAGGAGAUGGUCACCGGCGCCAAGAAACUACCGUGCAAUCACAUUUUCCACUCCAGUUGCCUGCGCUCUUGGUUCCAGAGACAGCAGACCUGUCCUACGUGUCGCAUGGACGUCCUCAGAGCCACCAACAACAAUCAAACGCAGGCCCCAGCUCAGGCUCCGCCCCCUGCGCCAGCAGCCCCGGUUAAUGCUCCUGCAGCUCCGCCCCCCAAUGUCCCUCCAGGCAUGCUGCCGGGCUUCCCUCCUGGUGUCUUCCCUUUCUGGGGUCCUUUCCCUCCUGUGCCCCCACCUGCUGCUGCAGCUGCAGCUCCUGGAGGCGCCGAUGCCCCACCGAGCAGCUCGGAAGCAUCACAAAGUGCAGGCAGCAGCCAGCCCACAUCCUCGUCUCCUGCAGACGCCUCUCCUCCUGCAGCAGCAGCUGCUCCAGGAUCAGCGUUCCCAGGCUUCCCCUUCUCCUUCCCUCCUCCUCCAUUCCCCAGCGCUCCUUGGCUGCCCAUGCCUCCUCCACCUCCUUUCGUGUCAUCCAUGCCUCCUCCGCCUCCUUCUUUGUCCCGCCUGUCGGAGGAAGAGCUGAGGGAGUUGGAGGCUGAGGGGCGGCGAGGUCUGGAGGCCAGGCUGCAGUGUCUCCAGAACAUCCACACCCUGCUGGACGCCGCCAUGCUCAACAUCCACCACUACCUCAGCACCGUGACCACGCUCACUCCGCCUCGGGCUGAGAGCAGCUCUGCUGACGCCACGAACCGCCCAGAGGCUCCUGCCGCCUCCAGCAGCUCUGAGAAGAGCUCAUCCACAUCCGAUCAAGCGAGCGCCGCCACAGUUUCCUCUCUCCCCGCCGACUCCACCUCCUCUGCUCUGGACACUGAAAGAAAAGAAAACCUGGACGAAGGAGAGGUGGAGGACGAGGACGGAGAACCAAACGCAGCCGAGCUGAGGAGGCGCCGCUUACGCAAGCUGGAGACGGCCCCCUCCUCAUCGUCGCCCUCAGACAACUGAUCCGCGGGUUUGGACUCAGGCGUGCCGAUCAGGACCAGCAGGAACUCUUGAGUCGACUUGCGGCCGCUCGGGUCCUUCGUUGCCUCUCUUCCUCUCUUGCCUUCCAGAGGCUCAGGUUUCUAAAGGUGUGGAUUUGGACUCGGGCUGUCGGGAGAUGUUUUUGGACUGUUUCUGCGUCGGGCAGCCGCUGACGGACGGGACAAACCCCCUUCCAGUCAUGGAGGAUAUUUGUCUGUUAGAAAAGUCCCAGGUUUGGCGUAAAGCAGUUUUAACUGGAGGUUCCUGGCUUUCAGCUGAAGAAUUGUUGUAAAUAAUGUCGUUUUUCAGAUCAAGUAGAGGAAAAGGUUAGGAAAUGUCAACCAAAAAGAGUUUAAGUCUUUGUUUUUCUCUUUGGGAGUCUCUUCUUUUUUUUUAACAAAAAUGCACAUUAACAUACUGUGACUAUAAAUCUAUGGAGGACCAAAGGUGACAAAAUAAAUGAAUAAAGCAUUAAAUGUGUCAUUAAAUUACUAACAUUAGAAUUAAAUAAAUUAUUUGAUUAAAAAUACAUGUUAAUUUCAUGUAAGAAAUGCAUUUUUCAAUAUUUCAUGGUCUUAAAUUUAUGUUCAGUUUAUCAAACUCACGUGUCAAAGUCCAGUGGGCCGGACCUAGCACCUGAUUGGUAGACUUCAUAAAAGCAGAAUUUUCUUGUUAGCCCCGCCCACUGGCCUUAGGUGAGUUCUAACAUGGAAUUUAUUGGUAUUUUUAAUCGAUUAAUGACUUAUUUAUUUAUUUUUAUUCCAAUUUUUAUGAUUUCCUGACACAUUUAAGUAAUUAAUGUUAAUUUAAUUCCUUUGAUCUUCCAUGUAAUUCAAGUCCAUGCAUGCAUCUUAAAUUGUUUCAAUCACAUCUUUCUUACAUAUUAAUCUUUUCAGCUUUUUUGCCAUUUUUGUGUCUUGUUUUUCCCCUUCAACUCGCACAGGAAUGGAAAUCCCUGUUUUCUGUUCAUCCAUGUUUCAUUGAAGGUGCAGCAGCUCAACUGCUGUGUAGUUUUUUUUUGUAGAUAUUUGUUGUAGAAAUAAGAUGUUUUGAAAGUUUUUUGUUUGUUUUUUUACUUGAUCUGGAACAAAUGGCAUUAAUUAAAACAAUUUUCAAUGUUUUUUUCCCCAUUUUAAUAAAGCCAGACUUUCCAGCUGUUACAAAUUCUUCUUCAUUCUCCUCUUUAUGUUCAAAGUAGCCGCUCCAUAUUUCGUCAGGUUUGUUGCACCUUUCUCUUAAAUUUGGACUUCCUGCAAUAAUUCGUGGUGCAGAUGUUGAUCGGUUUGUCGUUGGGAAAGAAACUGCGUCUUUUUGUUUAGAAAGCGAUUCCACGCAGCAACAAGAUCUGAUUUAAUGCGCUCCUGCUUUUUUCUCGACAUGCAAUGUGUAAAUAUUGUAUAAAGAAUUUUAAUAGGAUCUUCUGUACAUAAUGCAGAAUAAAGAGAAUGUUAGUGGAA
Oryzias melastigma (Indian medaka) is the source of this 3628-nucleotide messenger RNA. It is a transcript of the gene syvn1, whose product is annotated as synovial apoptosis inhibitor 1, synoviolin. Bases 276 to 2153 code for a protein of 625 amino acids. NCBI's taxonomy places the organism in Eukaryota, Metazoa, Chordata, Actinopteri, Beloniformes, Adrianichthyidae. Gene Ontology annotation, cellular component: cytoplasm. The transcript is spliced from 16 exons. The record is from RefSeq and is a predicted model, not a curated record.